Messenger RNA from Erigeron canadensis, 1098 nucleotides. RefSeq names its product putative two-component response regulator ARR13. The coding region runs from base 1 to 1098 and encodes 365 amino acids. The transcript is spliced from 5 exons. The record is from RefSeq and is a predicted model, not a curated record. Lineage: Eukaryota; Viridiplantae; Streptophyta; Magnoliopsida; Asterales; Asteraceae. Gene Ontology annotation, molecular function: DNA-binding transcription factor activity; DNA binding.
AUGGUGAGUAGUAGCAAUGAAUCAAAGUGUUCGAAGACAAGUUUGGAUUCGAUCUUGAAUGACGAGGAAGGCAAGGAAGGAAGUGAGUCAAAAGAAGUAGUUGAGUUGAAGGAUGGAGGGAGUUCUAGCAAUAGUACGGUAGAAGAGAGCGAUAAAAAGUCAUGUGUCCGACCUUAUAACCGAUCUAAGUUACCUAGACUUCGGUGGACCAACGAUCUGCAUCUUCGUUUUGUUCAGGCAGUUGAGAGGCUAGGUGGACAAGAUAGGGCAACACCUAAAAUGGUUCUCCAACUUAUGAAUGUCAAAGGGCUUCAUAUAGCCCAUGUCAAAAGUCAUUUACAGAUGUAUAGAAGCAAGAAAUUUGAUGACACAUGCCAAGCAAUAGGGGAUCAAAGGAUUGAAGGUGGAGAUCAUAAUAUAUAUAACCUGAAUCAACUACCAAUGCUUCAAUGCUACAACCGAACAUAUGAUUCAUCCUUCAGAUAUGAAGAUACACAACUAUAUCGUCAUAACUGGAUGCGUAAUGCUUUGAGGGAGCAAUAUUGCUCAACUGAAAAAACAAAACCAAGAUUUUAUAAUAACAUGUAUGCGGACAGAAUUCUGGCAAUAAACCACAUGGGACAAGCAAAUCACAAGUUCCACACUCAUGAAAUUCCUCACAAUGAGCGAAAUACUUCAUACCGAAUACAUGAUAUAAAUGAUAAAUUUAGAUCAAGAACAUGUGAGAAGAUGGAGAUGUUGCAAGGCCAAUACCUUAAUCAGCUGCCAAAUAACACAUUGAAGAUGAAUCCUUUCAACAUUCAAGAAAAUCGAAAAAUAACUCUAGAUUUGGAAUGUAAUGGUCUUGAGAAGAAUAAAGGAGUAAAGAGGAAGGCAUUUGAUUUGAACCUUGAUUUAAAUUUGUCUCUUGGUGUCAAUGAUCAAGGAAACAUAGAGAGCACCACGGUUAAUGGAGACGAUGGUGAAGGAGAACAAGGUAAUAUGUUGUCGUUGUCGUUGUAUCCACCCUCUUUAUCGAGAAUCAGAAACAAGAUUGAUCAUAUCAAUGAUGAUGAUCAGAAAGCUAAAAGGGCAAGUACCCUUGAUCUGACUAUAUGA